Messenger RNA from Pteropus alecto (black flying fox), 7646 nucleotides. RefSeq names its product laminin subunit beta 4 (gene LAMB4). Gene Ontology annotation, biological process: basement membrane assembly; substrate adhesion-dependent cell spreading; cell migration. The transcript is spliced from 35 exons. NCBI's taxonomy places the organism in Eukaryota, Metazoa, Chordata, Mammalia, Chiroptera, Pteropodidae. The record is from RefSeq and is a predicted model, not a curated record. Gene Ontology annotation, cellular component: laminin trimer. Bases 131 to 5473 code for a protein of 1780 amino acids.
GGGAAAACAUUUCCUACUUAAAUUGACUCUCGCUUUCAGGUGUGCCUUUACAUGCCCUGUCUGCUGCCUGCACCUCUAAACAGCCUCUCAAAUCCCGCAGAAUUCUAUUUAAUCAUUUUCUGACAAAAGAAUGCAAUUUCAACUGACCUUUUUUCUGCACCUUGGGUUGGUCAGUUAUACAAAAGCUGAGGAUGAAUGCAACAGGGGCGCCUGUCAUCCUACCACCGGCAACCUCCUGGUGGGCCGCAGCACACAGCUCAUGGCUUCUUCUACCUGCGGGCUAAACGGAGCCCAGAAAUACUGCAUCCUCAGCUACCUUGAGGGGGAAAAAAAAUGCUUCAUCUGUGACUCCAGAUUUCCAUAUGAUCCACACACCCAAUCCAACAGCCACACCAUUGAGAAUGUAAUUACAAGUUUUGAACCAGAUAGGGAAAAGAAAUGGUGGCAAUCUGAAAAUGGUCGUGAUCAUGUCAGCAUCAGAUUGGACCUAGAGGCAUUAUUUCAGUUCAGCCACCUUAUCUUGACCUUUAAGACUUUUCGGCCUGCCGCAAUGUUAGUUGAACGUUCUGCAGACUAUGGACGCACCUGGAAAGUGUUAAAAUAUUUUGCAAAAGACUGUGCCACUUCCUUUCCCAACAUCACGUCUGGCCAGGCCCAGGGAGUGGGAGACCUUGUUUGUGACUCCAAAUAUUCGGAUAUUGAACCCUCAACUGGUGGUGAGGUUGUUUUAAAAGUUUUGGAUCCCAGCUUUGAAAUAGAAAAUCCCUACAGUCCCUACAUUCAGGACCUUGUGACAUUAACAAACCUGAGGAUAAACUUUACCAAACUCCACACCCUUGGGGAUACUUUGCUUGGAAGGAGGCAAAAUGAUUCCCUUGAUAAAUACUACUAUGCUCUGUAUGAGAUGGUGGUUCGGGGCAGCUGUUUUUGCAACGGCCACGCUAGUGAAUGUGGCCCAACGCAGGAGGUGCGGGGAGAUGUGUUCAGCCCUCCCGGAAUGGUUCAUGGUCACUGUGUCUGUCAGCACAAUACAGACGGCCCGAACUGUGAGCGGUGCAAGGACUUCUUCCAGGACGCCCCUUGGAGGCCAGCUGCAGGCCUCCAGGACAGCACUUGCAGAGCUUGCAGCUGUAAUGGCCACUCUGACCGCUGUCACUUCGACAUGAACGUGUACCUGGCCAGCGGUGGCGUCAGCGGGGGCGUGUGCGAAGACUGCCGGCACAACACCGAGGGGCCACACUGUGACCGUUGCAGACCCCUUUUCUACAGGGACCCCCUCAAAGCCAUCUCGGAUCCUUACGCAUGCCUUCCUUGUGAAUGUGACCCUGAUGGGACCGUAUCGGGUGGCAUUUGUGUUAGCCACUCUGAUCCUGCCUUGGAGUGGGUGGCCGGCCAGUGCCUGUGUAAGGAGAACGUGGAAGGAGCCAAAUGUGACCAGUGCAAGCCCAACUACUAUGGACUGAGCGCCACUGACCCCAAGGGCUGUCAACCCUGCAACUGUAACCCUUUUGGGAGUCUGCCACUCUCAACCUGCGAUGUGGACACAGGCCACUGCUUGUGCAAGCCCUUUGCCAUUGGACCACACUGUGAGGAUUGCACUGUUGGAUACUGGGGACUGGAAAAUCAUCCCCACGGAUGUGUUCCGUGUGACUGUGAUAUUGGAGGUGCUUAUUCUAAUAUGUGCUCCCCCAAGGAUGGGCAGUGUGAAUGUCGCCCGCAUGUCAUUGGCCGCAGCUGCACUGAACCAGCCCCUGGCUACUUCUUUGCUCCUCUGAAUUUCUAUCUCUAUGAGGCUGAGGAAGCCACACCACUCCAAGGACUUGCACCUUUGAUAUUAGCAACAGCUUUGCCUACAUGUGAUGUGUAUUUCCAGCAACAAGGAAGUGAAUUCAUAAUUGACAAAGGAAAUAUAGUACUGAAGAGAAAUCAGAAGCAUAGCAUACAUGCUGACAAGCAGAGUGAGGUUCCUGCUCCUCAUGUUGUUCUCCGAGAUCCUGGGAUGCCUGUUACAUGGACUGGACGUGGAUUAGCCAGAGUUCUCACUGGGGAUGGCUUAAGAUUUGCUGUCAACAACAUUCCCUUUCCCAUGGACUUCACCAUGGCCAUUCGCUAUGAAGCUCAGUCCACAGCUGACUGGGCUGUCCAGAUCGUGGUUAACCCCCCUGGAGGAAGUGAGUACUGUACACGCAAGACCCCACCACAAAAGCCUCAUUCUUUUGCCUUACCAGCAGCUUCCAGAAUUAUGCUGCUUCCCACACCCAUCUGUUUAGAACCAAAUGUACAAUAUUCCAUAGAUGUCUAUUUUUCCCAGCCUUUGCAAGACAGGUCCCAUGCUCAUUCACAUAUCCUGGUUGAUUCUCUUGGUCUUAUUCCCCAAAUCAAUUCAUUGGAGAAUUUCUGCAGCAAGCAGGAUUUGGAUGAAUAUCAACUGCACAACUGUGUUGAAAUUGCCUCGGAAACAGGACCUCAAGUGCUCCCUGGCACAUGUAAAAGGCUUAUAGUCAGCAUGUCUGCCAGGCUACACGAUGGCGCAGUAGCCUGCAAGUGUCACCCCCAGGGCUCAGUUGGGACCAGCUGCAGCCAACUUGGAGGCCAAUGCCAGUGUAAGCCCCAUGUGACUGGGCGCUGCUGUGACAGGUGCUCAACGGGAAGCUACGGUUUGGGGCAUCAAGGUUGUCACUCAUGUCACUGCCACCAUCAAGGCUCAAAGAGCACUGUAUGUGACCAAAUAACAGGACAGUGCCCCUGCCAGGAAGAGGUGGCUGGCCUCCGCUGCGACCGGUGCCUGCAGGGCUAUUUUGGAUUUCCCAACUGCCGCCCUUGCCAUUGUAAUGGGUUUGCUGAACUUUGUGAUCCAGAGACAGGAUCGUGCUUCAACUGCGGGAGGUUUACAACUGGAAGAAACUGUGAAAGAUGCAUCAAUGGUUACUAUGGAAACCCUUCUUCGGGACAGUCCUGCCGUCCUUGCCCGUGUCCAGAUGUUCCAUCGAGUAAUUGGUAUUUUGCCCAUUCCUGUUAUCAGAAUCCUUGGAGCUCAGAGGUAAUCUGCAAUUGUCUUGAAGGUUAUGCAGGUAAGCAGUGUGAAGAAUGCUCUGCUGGUUUCUAUGGAAAUCCAAGAAUUUCUGGAGCACCUUGCAGGCCAUGUGCCUGCAACAACAACAUUGAUAUAACUGACCCAGAGUCCUGUAGCCAAGUAACAGGGGAGUGCCUUAAAUGUCUGCACAACACUCAGGGGCCCAACUGCCAGCUCUGCAAACCAGGUCACUUUGGAUCGGCCCUCAAUCAGACUUGCAGAAGAUGCUCCUGUCAUCCUUCUGGUGUGAAUACCACUGAGUGUCCCCCUGGUCAGGGAGCUUGCCUCUGUGAUCCUGACACUGGUGCAUGCCCUUGUCUGCCCAACGUCACAGGACAGACCUGUGACCAUUGUGCUGAUGGAUACUGGAACCUGGUCCCCGGCAGAGGAUGUCAGCCAUGCAACUGUGACCCCCGCACCUCUCAUAGUAGCCACUGUGAUCAGCUUACAGGCCAGUGUUCGUGUAAAUUAGGCUAUGAUGGGAAACACUGCAGUGACUGCAAGGAAGAUUAUUAUGGUGAUCCACUGGAGCGAUGCAUUGCAUGUGACUGCAACAGGGAAGGUACCCAGAGGCCCAUCUGUGAUGGGGACACAGGCAUGUGCCGCUGCCGGGAGGGCAUUAGUGGCCAGCAAUGUGAUCGCUGCGCACGGGGUCACGGCCAGGAAUUCCCUGCAUGUCCUCUGUGUCACUUGUGCUUUGAUCAGUGGGACCACAGCAUUUCUUCCCUCUCCAGAGCAGUGCAAGGGUUAAUUAGGCUGGCUGCUAACAUGGAAGAUAAAAGAGAGACCCUGCCUGUCUGUGAUGCCAACUUCAAAGGCCUCAAAAAGAACAUGUCUGAAAUAGAAAGGAUUUUAAAACAUCCUGUUUUCUCAUCGGAGAAAUUCUUAAAAGUCAAGGAUUAUCAUGACUCCGUUGGGAAACAAAUCAUGCAGCUAAGUGAGCAACUGAAAGCAGUAUAUGCAUUUCCAGAUUUGAAAGAAACAAUAGUAAAAAUGAGAAAUGAAGCAGACCUCUUACUUGAAAAUCUUCAGGAAGAAACUGAUUUGCUCUCCAGUGUCCGUAACACAAGCAUCAUGGAUUUCUCAGAGAACAUCAAAAAAUAUUAUCAGAGAUCGUUAUCUGCUGAAAAGAAAACUAAUGGAACUACUUCCAUCAUAAGUAACUCUGAAAAAAUCAGAAAUGACUUACUUACCAUCUUAGAUACAUUAACCUCAAAAGCAAACUUGUCGUUGGAAAAUUUAAAGCAGAUUAAGAUACCAGAUAUCCAAAUAUUGAAGGAAAAGGUGUGUGGAGAACCAGGGGAUGUUCCAUGCGUGCUCUCAACCUGUGGUGGCCCAAGUUGUCGUGACUCCCUGACCCUCUCAGGGAAUGCCUUUCAGAAAGCUCAAGAAGCAGAGUCCAUGAUUUAUAAUUUGAGCAACCAGGUUCAAGGGUGGAAGAAUCAGAUCAAAAAUAUAAGUAAACUGGCAGAAGUCUCCAAAAACAACACCUUACAGUUAAGUGAGAAACUGAGGAAUAUGAAAAACCAAAGUGAAUCUGAAAAAGAAAAAAUGCAUCUUUUAAUCAAAAAACUGAAAAAGUUUCUGUCAGAGGAAAACGUGCCUCCAGAGGACAUAGAGAAGGUUGCAAAUCAUGUUCUUAACGUCCACCUGCCAAUAACUUCACAAAAUCUAACCCAGGAACUUGACAAAAUAUGGAAAUUUAUGCAACUGUGUGAGGACUACAGGACAGAUGAGGACAAGCUAAAUAAAACAGCAGAUGGAGUCCGAAAGGUUUUGGUAAAGGCAAAAGCAGCUGAAAAAUCAGGAAAUGUUCUAUUAAAUCUUGACAAAAUGUUGAAUAAGUUGCAACAAGUUCAAAUCACUCAAGAACGGGCAAAUUCUACUAUCACACAGCUGACUGCUGAGAUAACAAAAAUAAAAAAGAAUAUACUUCAGGCUGAAAAUCAAGCCAAAGAGACUAAGAAUGAGCUGGACUUAGCAAAGCAGCAGUCAGCACUGGAGGACGGACUUUCCCAGCUGCGGAUCAAGCUGCAAAGGAAUCAAGAGCAAGCCAUCCAUGCAGAAACUCAGGCUGAACCGGCCCGACGCCAGGCCGGGAGCCUUGAGGAGAAGUUCGUUGAGCUACAAACUCAAUAUGCUGUGCUUCAACAUAAGACAAGUGCUACAGGACUGGCAAAGGAAACAUUAGGAAAAGUGAAACAGCUAAAAGAUGCAGCAGAGAAAUUAGCCAGAGAGACAGAGGACAAAAUAAGAAGAAUAACAGAUUUAGAAAAGAAGAUCCAAGAUUUGAAUAUAAGUAGACAAGAAAAAGCUGAUCAACUGAAACAGUUGGAAGAUCAAGUCAUUGGCAUUAAAAAUGAAAUUGAUGAGCAAGAAAAUAAAUAUGCAACCUGCUAGACUUAGGCAGAGUUAAAGUACAAAAGCCUGUGCCUUCAUUUCCGCCUUCUGAUGAGCAAACCUGAGAGCUAUGCCGAACUUGAAAAACACAAAUGGUCAGUCUCUUCUGCUUCCCCUUCCUGGAGCCCUCUCCUUGCUGCAGAUCUGCUCAGUGUGGCUGGGGUGGAACUAGGCCAAGGAAAUGCUGCUUUGCAUGGAAUAAAAAGGGAGAAGUAAAGAGAUUGUCUCUGGUUUCAGAAACCUUUCCUCUUGCCUUUCAUAACUUAAAAAUAAUUAGUUACAUAUAACAAGUACAAAUCUAAAUAAGUAUUCUGUUUACUAAUACUCAUUUCAGUCAAGUGAACCUAAACAUUAAAUAAAUUGCCAGAGGCUGGGGUGGGGGAGAAGGAGGAGUUACUAACCAACUGGCAUAAAGUUUCAGUUAAGCAAAAUGAAUAAGUUCUAGAGUUCCACUAUACAUUAUCUACAUAGUUAACAAUAAUGUAUCAUAUACUUAAAAAUGUGCUGAGGGUAACUCUCGUAUUCAAUAUUCUUACCACAAUAAAAUAAAAUUAAAACAAAUAAAUUUAAACAAAUUAAAAUUAAAUGAAUCAAUCAAUACCUCUAAUGCUAGGAUGGAGUAAAUAUGGAUGAUAUAUACUGGAUUGUCUUAUAUUUUUAUUUAGAUUUGCUUUAUCUAUAAAACUAUUACUCUAUUCUAAAUAAAAUGUAUACAGUUCAAAAUGUAACUUGUUUUUGUACCUACUUUUCUAUUUAUUCUCUCAACCAAAGGAUUCUGUUUUCUCCAAAUGGCACUGGAACUAUAUUCAAAAACUAAAUAUUGAACCACUUUUCAUAAUUUGUCUGAAAGCAUUUCUGCUGUAAAUAUGCUACUUAUUUUUAAAAUUAUGCUGUUAUUGUUUAGUAUAAAAGAUCAGAUUAUUUCAUUUCAAAUGGGUCUAUGAUUUCACAUUAACAUUUUUCGCAUGUGUGAUAAAUAAUAGAGCAUAUUGAUUCUGUUUGUAGAAGCUAUCCUUCAGAGGUAUUAUUUUAAGGGAAUUUGGUCCCACAUUUUUGAAUAAGAAAUAAUAUACACCAACAUCGAUGUAUGAAAGGGGAAAAGUAACUGGAGCCAUUUCUAUCAAGGACUGACUCAUAAAAGAUGGAUUUAAAAAUUCAACAGAAGGGCUUUAGAAUUAUAUAUAAAUAUGAAAUUUCUAUUGAUAGAAAUUGAUUUAAUGUAGGUUAUUAAGGAAAAUUACCGUUUCCCUGGAGAUCCUGAGGAAUAGAAUGAAACUUUUCUACAGGAAGGACCACCCCCAGAAAUCUCUUGAGAUAUAUGAUGGUAACACUCCACAUACAUAGCACUUAGAUUUAGAAACUUUCACCAAAGAAUGGCGCACAAUAUGAACCAGAGUUAAAAAAUACAGCUGUCACAAAACCUAAGUUGUUUAAUGUAGAGGGUGAAACACACUCCAGCUUUCCUACCCGGAUACUAACUUUUACCUUUAUAUGAAUGAUAGCCUUAAUUUUACAAGCAUUGUUGUCUGUUUGCAUCAGCAGCAUUCAAUUGCUUUAUCUUUGCAGAUCACAGACUAUAAGGUAACAUUCCAGAGAGUGUGGAAAGGGUUAAAGAAGGAAGAAUUUCUGUCCUCUGGGAGGUUGUUUAGUUCUCGAGAGACAGACAAUUCCCCAGCCAUGAAAUCUGGGGAAUCAAGGACUAGGACAAGAUAAACCCAUCAUUACCAUGGGCCUCUGGGGUCUGCAGUUCAAUGAAGUUAGGAAGUAUGUGAUGCACUUUGGAAAAUUGCAAUUAAGAAGUGGUUAUGCUUUCUAAACUUUGGUUUGAAAAUAAUAAACAUUGGUUAUCUUUAAAAACAAUGUGUAUAUAUGAGAAAUCUCAUUCUUCAAUAAUGUCAGAUAGAUCAUCCUAACUUCUAUUACUUGCUGGAUCAAUUGUUCAAGAUUGUGACCAAGACAGAGAUUUAGUGAAAUUGUAUCUCUUAUACAUUGCAAAUUUGACAAUGUGUAGCAAGAUCUUUCCUAUGACCAAUUGAAUUUGUAUGUUAAGAAAACCAUCUUAAAUAUGGGGGAGGGGUGGGAGAAAUUUUGUGAAUAACUCAUUGGAGGACUACUUAUGUAAAAACUCAAAGAAUCCAAAUAACUAAAAAUAAAAAACAAUUAAAUAUUAUAA